Molecule: messenger RNA, 2587 nt
Organism: Silurus meridionalis
Lineage: Eukaryota; Metazoa; Chordata; Actinopteri; Siluriformes; Siluridae
Gene: tlcd3bb
Product: TLC domain containing 3Bb
Exons: 7
Coding region: 331-1239 (302 amino acids)
Biological process (GO): lipid homeostasis; ceramide biosynthetic process
Cellular component (GO): membrane; endoplasmic reticulum
Molecular function (GO): sphingosine N-acyltransferase activity
Source: RefSeq, a predicted model, not a curated record
AGAGAGCGAGAGAGUGUGUGUGUGUGUGUGUGUGUGAGAGAGAAAGAGAGAGAGAGAGCGAGUAGAGCAGCAUCAGCUCGCAUCCUGAAGCGUCUCGCACCACCAGCAUCUCACGCACCGUCCACAAAGCAGCAAGGAGGACCCACGGGGAGGACACCAUGUCGGUAAACUGCGCGGUGUGUCUCGGCCGGACUUCGCCGCUGGGUUUUGCCGGGAUGCGGAUUUCUACAGACUGCUGACUGAAACACCGCAAACAGAGGAGGGAAGGACAGCAGACACUCUAAAACCAUUCGAGAGCAUUGUGAACGCUGACCUCACCCACCAACAAUCAUGUUAUCCAUCUUGGCUGCAGGCUCUGUGUUUUUUCCAGGGCUUUUUCUCUUGUCCAAGCAGUGUUUGAAACGGCUGCCCUGCUUGAGAUGGAGCGAGGGGGAUGCCGUCUUGGUGUCUGCCAGGUUGGUGUCUUCCGUUCAAGCUGUCAUGGCCUCCUCCGCUGGUUAUAUCAUCUCAACUUCCUGUGAUGACAUCAUCAAGGAUCAGCACUGGCUGACCACUUCAUACAUCCUGUUUGCCGUGCCCUACUUCGUUUACGAUAUAUACGCCAUGUUCCUGUGCUACUGGCACAAGUUCCAGGUCAAAGGUCAUGAGGUGGAUAACGGGCCCAAACCCAAGUCUGUGGCUCUGAGUAGCUACCUCCGCAGAGAGUUCCUUAUGGUCUUGCAUCAUGUCGUCAUGGUCAUCGUGUGCUUCCCCGUCUCAGUGUUCUGGAGGCAGGGGAAGGGUGAUUACUUCCAGGGCGUCAUGUUCUUAGCUGAGCUCAGCACUCCCUCUGUCUGCCUAGGCAAAAUCCUUAUUCAGUACAAGCAGCAGCACACGCUACUUCACAAAGUGAAUGGGGCUCUCAUGCUGGUCACUUUCUUCACCUGUCGAGUUCUUCUCUUCCCUUACCUCUACUAUGUUUACGGCAGGUACGCAUCAAUUCCUCUUUACCAAGUCCCUUUUGCUGUGCCGUGGCAGUGUAACUUAGGUGCUGCUCUGCUCAUGGCACCGCAGCUUUACUGGUUCUCCCUUAUCUGUCGUGGAGCUCUGCGCUUAUUUACUGGCGGCUCUUCACGUUCCCAAAACCCCAAAUCUUCAUCUAAACACCUCCCGGUUGGACACGCAUCUUCUUCUCACCCAGUCAAUGGCUACAGCGGUCGGGUGGCCACUCUAGAUCCGUCCCCCACCAAGAUCCACUAAUAAAGACACUGAGCUAAAGAAUACAUGUACGUGUGUAUGCGUGUGUAUGAGUCUGAGGCUAAAUGGGCCACAUUAAUGAGCCUGAAUGAAUUAACUGUGAAGACAAAGAUAAAAAAAAAGAAAAGUAGUGAUGUUGAAUCUGCAUACACAGGAAGUGUAACAGAAUAGUUGUACUAUAGCAGUACAGCACUCUUUCUAGCUCCAAGACUCACGUACUGCAUAUAGAACUGCUUUAGUAGAAAUACAAGAGCUGUGCUCACAAAAAAAAAAGACUGGAAUGAACUUUACAGUUGUAUUUGCACAAUAGGCAAGCCUAUGUCAAAUGCACAUGUUAGAACAACUAAGGCAAUAUGUGCCAUUAUUAUGCAUUAUUCUGACACUCAGUGGGUUAUAAUAACUGAUUAGAUAGGCAUGUGUUGGCAUUGUGCAAGAAAUAAUACAUUUAAUAAUGAAUAGAUGUAACUGAAAUUUUAAUGGAAGAAAUCCAAAUCAGAAUGCAAAUAUUUUUUAUUCAGAAAAGUUCAGUUUGUCUGAAAUCUACCUGGCAAUAAAACCUAAAUUGGUUUCAUUAGUAAGAUCUCAUUUAAAACUAAGAUUAAACAUGGAUCUGCAAAUGUAUUGAACACUAUUGAGCUUUUUCAAGCUCUGUAGAAAAUUCUGGAAUGUAUUAUUUUGUACAUGCUAGUUCCUUGUUUUUAGACAGCCUGGCUAAGCUUAAUAACUAAAGCAUAAAAGAAAAGGUGAGAUGCUGCCCAGAAGUUUUGCCCUAAGGCCUAAUGGAAGUGUAUACAUUGACUUUAAGGCAGAACAUUCAGGUAGGUCUUAACCAGCACUAUUAACUGUAUUUAUCUAUAUAAUCUAUCUAUCUAUCUAUAUACUACUUGUAUAUAAAAAGAUAAAAUAGACAACUUGAAUUUAUAAGUGAAAUGAUCAAAUAUAUUGCUGCCUUAUCCUUUCUGGUAUUUUGAGACAUUUUUGUUUAUUGUUGCAUUUUUGUUAUAAGAGUAAUACAAAAUGUACGGGGGGACAGGGGAGAAGUCGAAAGGGAAAAUAUUCUCUUAACAUUUUUAUUUAUGCUUAGUCUUUGGUGGCAUUUUGUUUGUUGUAAAUUCCAAUUUAUUUAUUGAUUUUUUACGUUUAUUUAAUGUGUUUGUGUUUUAUCCACCCAGUCUGGGAUUUAUGUUUCCUUAUCAUACUGGUUAUGAAAAUGUAUGUUGGAACUCAUAGCCUGUAUUGAAUUCCUAAAUUAUUAAAGUUGCCAUAUGACCCUAAAGCAAACCUGAAAUGCUUGCAACUGCUGUCUUGCUUUUCAGUUUGUGGAAUGAAUAAACUACAUACAGGAAACCCA